Molecule: messenger RNA, 730 nt
Organism: Dendronephthya gigantea
Lineage: Eukaryota; Metazoa; Cnidaria; Anthozoa; Malacalcyonacea; Nephtheidae
Product: phosphatidylinositol N-acetylglucosaminyltransferase subunit P-like
Exons: 4
Coding region: 260-652 (130 amino acids)
Biological process (GO): GPI anchor biosynthetic process
Molecular function (GO): phosphatidylinositol N-acetylglucosaminyltransferase activity
Source: RefSeq, a predicted model, not a curated record
AAGAAAAUUUGUAUUGAUUAUUCUCGCAAAGCAUGAUCACAGAUAUUAGUGAUCAUAAUUCAGUCAAUUCUAUCAAUUCAUCUGUGAAACUCUCAAUCUUCGGUUAUAGUGACAGAUGAUCGAGUUAUAGCCUGCAAUCGAAUGGGGCGCAGAUAACCUGUUGAACAUAAAACUUUACCCUUUUAUAAUAGCGCUACCAAAAAAUUAAAUUCCCUUAUUCCAGGCAGUACAAGUUGUAACUUGUAAGCUUUUUGGAGAAAUGGCCGAACAUUCCCCUUCACCGACUCCUGAAAGGGCGAUCUAUGGAUUUGUUCUUUACGUUGCAACUUACAUGUUAUUUGGUUUGUACAUUUCAUGGGCAUACUUGCCAGAGUCCUGGUUGACUAUGCUGGGUAUUACAUAUCUCCCUCAACGUUUUUGGGUGUUUGCUGGUCCACUGUAUUGCUGUGUAACAUUGCUAUUCAUCCUUUUCUGUUAUGUCUUUUGGAAUUUUCUUAAAACACCUCCAUUGGACUCAAUUUCCACCUUGACUGACAAAUUUUCUCGAAAAGCACCUGAAGAAUUACAAGCUAAUGGCAGAACUUGUGGAGGUGUUCCACCUCUUGGAGACAUUGAUAUUAGGAUAGUAAAUAAAUAUUUAUAUGAUAAAUGACAAAAAAUAAUUUAUCUAAAAAUUAGUCUCCUGGGAUCUGUGAUCCUGAAUUAUCAGUAUAAUUGGUGUUUUUUACCA